Trichechus manatus latirostris (Florida manatee) is the source of this 1485-nucleotide messenger RNA. RefSeq names its product probable small intestine urate exporter. The record is from RefSeq and is a predicted model, not a curated record. Gene Ontology annotation, cellular component: plasma membrane. Lineage: Eukaryota; Metazoa; Chordata; Mammalia; Sirenia; Trichechidae. Gene Ontology annotation, biological process: transmembrane transport; monoatomic anion transport. Gene Ontology annotation, molecular function: transmembrane transporter activity.
AUGUCUACUGUAGCUGAAAUCAACACCACAGAAGGUGAGAUUUCCAACCAUGGUAAUUUACACACGGCUCAAGCUCAAAACUCCAGGAACGGCAUUUGUUCAGUCUGACAUGGACUGUCCAUCAUCUUGCUACUCUGUAAUUUUACAAUUUCCACCCAACAAAUGAACUUGAGCAUUGCCAUCCCAACUAUGAUGAACAACAUGGUCCCACCCAGCCACCCCAAUGCCUCCACAGAAAGACCCCCCACUGACUCCCAGGACUAUUGGAAUGAAACUCUAAAGGAAUUUAAAGCAGUGGCCCCUGUGUAUGACUGGAGUCCUGAAAUCCAGGGAAUCAUCCUCAGCUCCCUCAACUAUGCCUCCUUCUUAGCUCCAAUCCCUACUGGCUAUGUGGCUGGAAUAUUUGGAACCAAGCAUGUGGUUGGUGCUGGCUUGUUCAUUUCCUCAGUCCUGACCAUGUUCAUUCCACUGGCAGCUGAUACUGGAGUGACAUUGCUUAUUGUCAUUCAGGUUGUCCAAGGCAUAGCCCAGGUUAUGGUGACAACAGGUUAUCAUUCAAUUUGAGUCAAAUGGGCUCCUCUACGGGAAAGGAAUCAACUCACCAACAUUGCUGCAUCAGGGAUAAUGCUGGGAUCCUUCAUCAUCUUUGCUGCUGGCGGUCUCCUCUGCCAGAUGAUAGGAUGGCCUUAUAACUUCUAUAUCUUUGGUGAAAUUGGCUGUGUCUGUUGUCUUCUCUGGUUUCUUCUGGUUUAUGAUGACCCCGUGAAUCAUCACUUUUUCAGCACUGGUGAGAAGACAUACAUCGUUUGUGCACUGGCCCAACAGGAUUGUUCUCCAGGCUGGUCUCUUCCCAUUAAGUCUAUGCUCAAAUCCCUACCACUCUGGGCCAUUUUAAUCUUGUAUUUCUGCAGAAACUGGCCUUUUUGUAUCUUGACAACGUACACACCAACAUACAUCAACUCUGUACUUCGAGUUAACCUCAGAGAUAGUGGGAUCCUGUCUGCCCUGCCAUUUAUAAUCGCCUUUCUCUGCAUGAUCCUCAGAAGUCUGUUGGCAGAUUUUCUCUUUUCCAGAAAAAUUCUCAGCCUCAUAACCAUACGGAAACUCUUCACUGCCGUAGAAAUUCUCCUCCCAUCCCUGUUCAUGGUGUCUCUGUACUGGGUCAGAUUCAGCACCAACACCUCUGUGACCUUCUUGAUACUGUCUCCUGUCAUCGCCAGAUUUAGUUACACCGGAGUCUUUGUUAACAUCUUGGAUAUUGCUCCUCGAUACUUUGGCUUUCUCAAGGGACUAGCAAAUGUUUUUCCACGAAGAGCUGGAGCCAUCUCUCCUACCACUGCUGGAUUUUUUAUCAAUUCAGAGUUGGGCUGGAGAAAAGUUUUGCUUUCGGCUGCCAUUAAUGUAUUUGUCCUGGUCUUCUACCUCAUCUUCGGCCAAGCAGACUUCCAGGACUGGGCUAAAGAGCAGACAAUCACCCACUUCUGA